AUGCGCGUGGAUGUUACCGGGCCGACUCCGGUGGCUCGAGUCCGCCCGGCCGCCCGGGGGCGCCCGAGGCUGAAGGGGGCGUUGCGGCACCGCCCGACGUCGCGCCCUCGGCGGCUGCGCAGUGCGUACGUCAAAGCCGGGCUCGGGCCGGGAGCGGGGAGCGGCGCGGCCUGGGAGAGACUGAGCUUCCAGAAGCCGGCUAAAAGGCGAAGGCGAAGGCGGCGCCGGGCCCCGCAGCAGCAGCCGCAGCCGCAGCCGCAGCCGCAGCCGCAGCCGCAGCCCGAGCGAGCGAGCGCAGCAGUGCGGCGGCCGCCGCGGGAGCCCCUGGGCCGCCGUCCGCCCGCUCAGCCGCCGCCGCCGCUGCCGCGGGAGCCCGUCGCCGGGAGCAGGAGCAGGCGGAAGACAACGGAGGGGCCGAGCGCCCGUGCCGCCCCGCGGGGACCGAGCGAGCAGCCCGAGGCGGCGGCGGCCGAGGACGGGGACGGCGACGACGCGGAGGCGGAGAGGGAGCCGCCCGGCCCAGCCCCGUGAAGAGGCAGAGG
Molecule: messenger RNA, 542 nt
Organism: Leopardus geoffroyi (Geoffroy's cat)
Lineage: Eukaryota; Metazoa; Chordata; Mammalia; Carnivora; Felidae
Product: anther-specific proline-rich protein APG-like
Exons: 3
Coding region: 1-531 (176 amino acids)
Source: RefSeq, a predicted model, not a curated record